Rubroshorea leprosula is the source of this 1703-nucleotide messenger RNA. The record is from the annotation of a GenBank genome assembly. NCBI's taxonomy places the organism in Eukaryota, Viridiplantae, Streptophyta, Magnoliopsida, Malvales, Dipterocarpaceae.
AACCUCCAUAAUCCUCAUUUUCCCCCUCUUCUCCUCUCCUUCUUCUCCUUCACUUUCACUGUUGAAUCGAAUUUUGAUUCUUCUCUGCAACCGUAAUGGAGUUGAAAGAGCUUCAGAAGCUGGAAGGUCACAAGGAUAGCGUUUUGAGCCUGUCAUGGAACCCAGUCACCGGCGUCGGCCAGGUCCCGCCUGUGUUUUCUUCGUGCAGCGACGACGAGACUGUGCGCAUCUGGCAGUUGAAUCCCUCCACUCGCUCCUGGGACUGCAAGGCAGUUUUGGAAGAAGUGCACAAUGGACCUGUCCAUUCAUGUGCUUGGGCAGCCAAUGGUACAGGAUUGGCUGCUGCAUGCUACGCCUGCAUUGUCAUAUGGGACAGAGAGGGGGGUGGCUAUAGUCACAGUGCUACCAUAUGCGCGGAAGAUGAAUAUGAAGUCAACAGUGCAUGCUGGAGUACAUCUGGGUAUUUUUUUGCAUCAUGUGGGGGAGAUGAAGUUUGUCUUUGGGUAGGUACGCUUGGGAAUGAUUUUGAAGACCUUGAAGAAUUGGAAGGACAUUCAAAAGAUGUCAGAAUGGUGCAGUGGCAUCCCACUUUGGAUGUGUUAUUUUCUUGUAGCUCUGAUAGUACAGUAAAGGUUUGGUGGGCAGAGACUGAAGAAGAUUCUUGGACCUGUGUUCAAACUCUAGAUGAAUCUAGCAAUGGUCACUCUUCAACUGUUUGGGCUUUUUCUUUUAAUGCUGAAGGAGACAAGAUGGUUACUUGUAGUGAUGAUCUUACUCUGAAGAUAUGGCAAGCAGACAUCAAAAGGAUGCAAUCUGGACAUGGCUAUGCUCCUUGGAAUCAUAUCUGCACUCUCUCAGGAUAUCAUGAUAGGCCAAUUUUUUCUGUUCAUUGGUCAAGGGAAGGUAUUAUUGCCAGUGGAGCAGCUGAUGGUGCUAUUAGGUUGUUUGUAGAGAGCAAAGAUGGAUUGAUGACUGGACCCUCAUAUCAGUUACUAUUAAAGAAGGACAAAGCCCACGACAAGGAUGUGAAUUCAGUUCAAUGGAUCCCUGGGGAAAAGCGUCUUCUUGCUUCUGCAAGUGAUGAUGGGACGAUAAAAAUAUGGGAGCUAACAGAGUCAACUUAAUAUUGAGCCUUCUUGAUUUUCAAAUUCACAGAUAGUAAGGGAAAACUUGAAUAAGAAAUCUCAUAUUUUUUAUCAGGGAAGUGCAGUUGAGAUGAUAGAUGGGCAGAAUUAUUGGUACAUAUUUUACAAGAAUAGUUCUGGAUGCAAUCAGGGAAGGAUAGUACUACUUUAACUGAUUCCUCUCAUUACAAAAUAGGAUUGGGUAUUCCAUACGUGAGAAAUAUGGAUAUAUCGUGAACUCCUUUUUGGAUAACAUUAGUAUCCAAACUUUAGAGUUUAAAGAUACAUUUUCAGCAUGGUUCAUAUAACACCAUAUCAAUUGUAGCAAAUUCCUUUUUUUUGGGUGCACAUUCUUCCCAAACAAUAACACGUUGCCAAUGACGUUUUUUUGGUCCACUGGCAAUGACUAGAGCUCUGUAAAAGGUUGUGGGUUCGACUUUGGCAAAUGUAGGGAUUUUUCCAGGUUGUGUAGUGUGCUUAAGCAAUUCAUUUUUGUAGAACAGCCGCUUAGAUCUAGUGGCAUUGGACUUGGGUUAGGGUUUUUCCCCUCCUAUUGCUCAAUGAAAAGUCUUUCCCUCA